Rodentolepis nana is the source of this 399-nucleotide messenger RNA. The record is from the annotation of a GenBank genome assembly. Lineage: Eukaryota; Metazoa; Platyhelminthes; Cestoda; Cyclophyllidea; Hymenolepididae.
AUGAAUCCAGACGUUUGGAAUGCCAUCUCCUCUGAAGCGAAGGAUUUAACGAUGCGACUUCUCGAUGUGGAUCAAAAUAGUCGCAUGACUAUUGAGGAAGCUCUGAGACAUCCGUGGAUUGCUCAAAAGUCCCGAGCUCCAAAAACACAUCUUCAUGAAACUGUAGAAGCUAUGAAGCAUUUCAAUGCACGCAGAAGACUUAAAGGAGCAAUUUUAGCAGCCGUCUCGAGUACAAAGUGGGCCAGCUUCUAUUCAGACAUCAAUGGAGCACGUGCAGGCGAAUUUAUCGAGGAAGAUGAUGAAGUCACUUCUGCUGGUAAAUUUGGGCUCAUAAGUUGUAUGACAAUGUUUGUCAGAAUUGCCGAAUUCCUAGAACUGGUCAAUUUUAAUGGUAGUUAG